AUGAGUAACCCCAUGGACAACAAGGCUGGCAUCUCAGAGGCCAAGGCCGACGAGGCCCACAUCGACCACGCCUACGAUGUCGAGGCCAAGAAGGAGUUGAACGUCGAUAUGCAGGGUGCUAUCGAUGCCGAGAACUUGGAGCAUAGCAUGACUGUUCUCGAGGCUGUUCGAGCUUACCCUGCUGCUUCUCUCUGGGCUUUCAACAUGUCUUGCACAAUUAUCAUGGAGGCUUACUGUGUCUUCCUCAUCGGUAACUUCAUCGCCCUCCCCGCUUUCGCCGACAGAUACGGUAUCUGGAGUACAGAAAAGGACAAAUAUGUCAUCGAGACAUCAUGGCAAUCCGCCCUCCAAGUCGGUGGUCCCGUCGGCGCUCUCAUCGGUGUCACCCUCGCCGGCCCCAUUACUUCUCGCGUCGGAUACCGCUGGGCUACCAUCGGCGGUCUCAUGUUGCUCAACGCCUUCAUCUUCAUCUUCUACUUUGCCGACUCCCUGGCCGUCAUGCUGGUCGCUCAGCUCCUCGAGGGUAUCCCAUGGGGUAUCUUCAUCGCCAACUCGCCCGCCUACUGUUCCGAGAUUGUGCCCCUGCAGCUGCGUGCCCCCGCCACACAGAUGCUUCAGAUGUUCUGGGCCAUCGGUGCUAUUAUCGUCGGUGCUGUGGCGUUCCACUACAAUGAGCUUCAUGAGCAGGCUGCUUUCCGAGUUCCUAUUGCUCUGCAGUGGAUGUUCCCUACUCCCCUCGCCAUCCUCAUCUACCUCUCUCCCGAGUCUCCUUGGUGGUUGGUCCGCAAGGGACGUCUUGAAGACGCUGCCAAGUCUGUUCGUCGCCUCGGACGAUCUACCCAGGUUGACAACACCCACGAGGCCAUUGCUAUGAUGAAGCGUACCAUCGACCUCGAGAAGACCAUCAAGGAGCCCAGCAUCCUCGAGCUCUUCCGUGGCACUGAUCUCUACCGAACUGCCAUUGUGUGCUGCGUUUACGCUGCCCAGAACUUGACUGGUAACCUGAUUGCCAACCAGGCCGUCUUUUUCUUCGAGCAGGCCGGUAUGCCCACCAAGACUGCUUUCGCCAUGGGUCUCAUCACCUCUGCUCUGCAGACCGUGUUUGUCAUGCUUUCUUGGAUCUUGACUUCUUACUUUGGUCGCCGAAGCAUUUACCUCUGGGGUUCUCUUGGAAACACUGUUCUCCUUGUUGCCCUUGGUAUUGCCGCUACUGUUGGUGAUGUCAAGUCCACCAUCAACUCCAACACCCAGGCUGCUCUCGGUCUUAUCGUCUCCGUCCUCUUCACUCUUGGACCUGCCCCUGCUUCUUGGGUCAUUAUCGGAGAGACCUCCUCCAUUCGUCUUCGACCUCUUACCACUGGUAUCGGCCGUGGAUGUUACUACCUCGUCAACAUCCCCUGUAUCUUCCUCUCCAGUUGGAUGCUUAACCCCACUGGCGCCAACCUCGGUGGCAAGUGUGGUUACGUUUGGGCCGGUACCGGUGCCUUCUGUCUGGCCAUGGCCUACAUCUGGCUUCCUGAGAUGAAGAACCGAUCUUACCGAGAAAUCGACAUUCUCUUCAAGCGCAAGGUUCCCGCCCGCCAGUGGAAGAAGACCGUUGUCGAUGUCCACGACAACGAGUAA
This is a messenger RNA of Fusarium coffeatum, 1623 nucleotides long. RefSeq lists its product as uncharacterized. The record is from RefSeq and is a predicted model, not a curated record. Gene Ontology annotation, cellular component: membrane. Gene Ontology annotation, molecular function: carbohydrate:proton symporter activity. NCBI's taxonomy places the organism in Eukaryota, Fungi, Ascomycota, Sordariomycetes, Hypocreales, Nectriaceae. The coding region runs from base 1 to 1623 and encodes 540 amino acids. Gene Ontology annotation, biological process: carbohydrate transport; transmembrane transport. The transcript has 3 exons.